UCUGAAGCUCUCAGAUCCACCAACAAUGAAGCUGCAGGUAACACUGGCGCUCAUCUGUGUGCUUUUCCCAAAAGCGCUGACACUGAAAUGUUAUCAGUGUAAAUCAGGGCUGUCUGAAACAUGCACAGACAACCAGACGGACUGUCCAGAUCAGUGUGGCAGCACGACCGUCCUUGUGAACCAAGGUCAGCAACGACAAUGGAUAAAUACAAACGGUUGCACAGUAGCAGCAGAGUGUGUCAGUGGAAGCCUAAACCUGGGACUUCUGAAAAUGACCAUCAACUCGCAAUGUUGCAGAGCUGCUCUCUGCAACAGCCAAAACGUGCCAGCUGCGAUACAAGGGCCUCCGAAUGGGAAGAAGUGUUACUUCUGUACUGCUAAAAACUGCACUGGAACCGUGAGCUGUGAGGGAGAUGAAGAUCGCUGCAUCACUGCCACAGCUACUGGUGAUGAUGCUUUAGUGACCAUGAAGGGAUGUGCAAGCAUAGAUCUCUGUACUGGCCCUGCUUCGACCAUGCAGGCAGCUGGAAUCACUGGCGAUGUGAACUGUUUGUCCUCACUGUGUGGAGCCAACAUGGCUUGGUCUGGUCACCCCUGCCACUCCACACCUAGCCCUCUGGCAGGGUUGUGUCAGAGAUGCCUGCCAACAACGGCCUCUGUGGGCAUUGAGCCUUCAGGUGCCCCAGCUGCUGGUAUGAUCAUCCUUACAUUAGUUGUCACUACAGUCCAUACCACACCAAG
Molecule: messenger RNA, 741 nt
Organism: Colossoma macropomum (tambaqui)
Lineage: Eukaryota; Metazoa; Chordata; Actinopteri; Characiformes; Serrasalmidae
Product: urokinase plasminogen activator surface receptor-like
Exons: 7
Source: RefSeq, a predicted model, not a curated record